AUGUUGCGUAAGGAAAUGUCAGCACUUAUACUAGUAUUGGUUGUGGAUAUGGCAAAGAAAUAUAUAUUUACAGAAUGUUCUGUUGGCUGCCAAUCAUGCUCUGGUUCAACUUGCACACGCUGUGAAUCAUCUUACUUUUUAUCAAAUGGAUUUUGUUCACCAUGUCCCGAAAAUUGUGAAACAUGUAACAGCUACGAUGACUGCACUUCUUGUAAGCCAAAGAAGUAUAGUUUGCAUGUAAGAUGUACUUUCAACUGUGAUGGUAAUUGUCUAAAUAGUGAAUGCAAUGAUGAUAAUGGAUAUUGUACUCAAUGUAAAUCUGGUUUCUAUGGACUUCAAUGUCAACACAAUUGUAGUUCAUGUGAAAACGAACGUUGUGAUUUACGUACUUGCUCGAGUGGUUGUAGAGCUGGAUAUUAUGAGUUUAAAGGAGGUGUUGAAACAAUAUGUCUAAAUUGUCCGCCAAAUUGUAAACAUUGUACUGAUGGGAAAACAUGUUAUAUUUGCAAUGACGGGUUUCAACUCUAUAAGUUUAAUGACAAUGUUCUCUGUGUGUCAUGCUUGCAAGAAACGCUAUGUCCUGACUGUGUUAUUAAUGGUUGUAACCAGUGUCAAAUACACAAUGGUUCAUUAGUUUGCGCUGAUUGUCCUAAAGGACAAGUAUUCAAUGGUAAAACAUGCGGAUCACACACAUCAUUAUGCUAUAAAGAAUGCUCUACGAGUUGUGAUAGUUCUGGAAUAUGUCAAGGAGAAUGUAAUGAGGGCUGGACUGGAGAAAAAUGUUCCAAACAAUGUAACAGCAAAUGUUUUAAGUGCUCCAAAGAUAACGGAAAUAGUUGUCUUCUGUGUAAAGGUAAUGUUUACUCAACCGAUUGCAGUUUAGCCUGUAACCCGGCAUGUAUAGUACAAAGUGGUAAACAUACAUGUGAACAUGCAAGCGGAUAUUGUUUAAACGGAUGUAACCAAUCAUUUUGGGGCGAUACCUGUGAUAAACCUUGUCCUGGUGGAUGUAAAGAUCUUAAAUGUGACAGAAACAACGGUACAUGUACGGAUGGAUGUAAGGAUAAACUGACUGGAGAUAAUUGUACUCAAACUACCACUACCGAAAUAACAACUAGUCAAACAAGAGCAAGUUCACACGAAACUUUAACUGAGGGUACACAGAUGGUAGUACAAGAAAAGAAAGACAGCAACGAACUAAUCAUAGGUGCAUCAGCAGGAGGAGGCGUUCUAAUCUUGAUACUGAUCAUAGUGGGAAUUUGUUUGCUAAAACGAAGAAAAAAAUCCCCGACAGAAGAAUCCAGUCAACAUGAGGCAGUUAUUACAGAAGAUCAAAAUGUUUAUGCAAAACCAAUGAAAAAAACGGAAGCAGUUGAAGAAAUUCAGGACUACAUAUAUGCACAACCUAACAAAACACACAAGCUGAAGAAUCCUAGUACGAGAGAAAUUAGCAAACCAAAACCAAUGUAUGAUAAUUUUGCCAUAGACUUAGAUGAUAGAAAAACUGUCUCAGAUGGUACGUAUUCCACUAUCACUAUUGAUGGAGAUCUUGAAAACAAAACAGAAGAAGAAACGGAUGUUGAUGAAAUAGAAUUAGAAGAAUUAGACGAAGGCAGUUCUAAACUUAUCGAAAAAGAAGUAAAUCCACCGAGUGCUGAUUUGUAUUACAAUACAGCGAGUCUACUUAGAACCCGGAUUCAAAUAUCUGAUCUACUUGAAUACACUAGGAAGAAGACUGAUUAUGAAGAUGAGUUUGAGAAAUUACCCAAAGGAUUGACAAGGCCUUGUGACGAAGCUCUAACGAGGUAUAAUCGCAAGAAAAAUAGAUACAACGGAGUAUAUGCAUAUGAUGCUACUCGUGUUGUCUUAAAAAGUAAAACCUAUAUCAACGCAAACUACAUUGAUGGGCACAAGAAGUCACCAGAGUACAUAGCCUCUCUCGGACCAACUAAGGAUGCAAUGAAUGCUUACAAAGACUUUUGGGAGAUGAUAUGGGAAGAAAAAACAGAUAAAAUUAUUAUGUUGACCAAUCUAGAUGAGUCUGGGAAAAUGAAAUGUGAACAGUAUUGGCCAGAUCAAGGGAAAACAAAGAAUUACCAUGGAUACAAAGUGAUGUGCAUUGCUGAGAUAAUAUUUUCAGAAUUCACUUUAAGGGAGUUUUCUGUUGUUGUACAGGGUUCUGAAUCAAGGAAAGUAACACAAUAUCACUAUACUGCCUGGCCUGACCGAUCAGUUCCAGAUAAUGUUGCCUCUCUGAUAGAGUUUAGAAACAAAGUUGAACAAUCAAAGUCAAACGAUGCUUGCCCAAUGGUAGUGCAUUGCAGUGCAGGAAUCGGUAGAACUGGAACCUACAUCGCAUUAGAUACACUUAUACAGGAAGGCAUGAAUGAUAAUUAUGUCGACAUUUUUGGUCGUGUGAUGGCGCUACGAGGACAAAGAGGUCACAUGGUGCAAAACUUGGAACAGUACAUAUUUCUUCAUCGGUGUCUUCUGUAUGCCCUCACGUGCGAUCCAGAUCCACUUCCGAUAACACAUAUUCCUCGCAUCAUGACAGACGAUAAAACAUCACAUCAAUUUCAGACAUUUACUGAUGUUGUUAUGCCGAAAGACUUAAAUGGGAAAGCAUCUGCUAACAAGAAAUUAAGGAAGGACAAUAGACACGGAGCUGACAUUCCUUGCGAUGAUUACAGAGUGAGACUGUCAUCAACAAAGCAUGAAUACAUAAAUGCAGUUUAUGUAAAUGGAUACGAAAAUCCAUACAAAUUUAUUGUUACACAGACUCCAAUGCCGAAUACAGUUGAAGACUUUAUAUCGAUGCUUUAUCAGGACAAAUGUGCUUGUGUUAUUAGUUUGGACGACGAAAACCUGAAAGAUAAAUCUGUCGGACAUUAUCUACCGCAAGAUGGAAAGGCGUUCAAAGUUGGUCAUUUCCAAGUAACUUGUAAGACGGUUGACACAACGGAUUAUGGUACAAUACGGGACAUGACAAUAUCGCGCACUGGAUUGGUAUAUGUUCCUUUUUUUUAGCUAAGAAUAAUUAUGCCAAGAUCUUUUUGGUGACCAGUUUUAUACAUAUAAUUCAAUUCCUUUGCCUUUUUCAGAUUUUAAUACUUCUGUGUUUUAAAUACAUCACAUGUUCUUUGUUUAAAGGUAUACAUUAUCCUGCAAGGAAAAACGAACAUUUAGAUUCAGCAAAUAUGUGCAGGGGUUUUUCCUAGUAACUUUUCAGGAAUCCUUUUUGUAUCUAUCAUUCAUUUUCAAUCCAGAACUUAAUUAUUAAUAAAAAAACCGAGCUUCG
Messenger RNA from Ruditapes philippinarum (Manila clam), 3298 nucleotides. RefSeq names its product receptor-type tyrosine-protein phosphatase kappa-like. Gene Ontology annotation, biological process: protein dephosphorylation. Bases 1 to 3027 code for a protein of 1008 amino acids. The transcript is spliced from 18 exons. Lineage: Eukaryota; Metazoa; Mollusca; Bivalvia; Venerida; Veneridae. Gene Ontology annotation, molecular function: protein tyrosine phosphatase activity. The record is from RefSeq and is a predicted model, not a curated record.